UCUUCUUGAUAUUACUAUAGUAAUUAGUGCCUGUGAACAAUUUGCAAAACCUACCAGCGCAAUGAGCACGAAAGGAACAUCUGGUUGAGCAAAGCACUCACAUUUCUUUGUAAUCAACUCAUAAACGUGUAAAUUUACUAUAAAUGUCUAAGCUGAAAGACUAGAUUUAAUUAGACCACACUAUAUUUAGUAUUGCUGGGUAAAAAACCUGAUGCUAUGUAUUUAGAUAGCUUAAUUACGGAAAUACGGCUAGUUAACAACCUGGUAGUUGUAGUGAAAGUUUAAAGUGGUUAACGAAAAAAUUAGCAACAGUUUUUGAGCUGGCUCAGCAGACGCAAGCCUACCGUCAGCACUGACGAACCUGAUGAGAGGAAGGGCGCUUCCCAAUCUCUGCGAGCUCGCGAUGGCCCUGAAUGCCUAAACCGUUCAACACCACGAAGACGUCCCGAAAACUUAUUGCAACCAUGGGAACAUCUGCGGAUAAACGAGCUACCAUCGUUAUCAAGUGCACAGUUAUCAAAUGCGCUGUGGACUAAGGAGACCAGGCAAGUGUCGAUGACCCACAAAACCAACGGGCGACGUUAUGAGGACCUGUUAUAUUUUACCUACGCAAUUGUUGUACUCAAGCACGGUGCAGAACUGUUCGAACUUUUGGAGGGGCCCGUUGUUGACUACCUCACACAGGUUCGCAAAGAUGUUACUCAGCCUUCCGAAGACGAGUUUCUUGCUGUUUUAAGUGCGACGUGGAACAAUUUUAAAACAGGUUUAUCCCUCAUCAAACUUACUACGCUGUAUAUGGACAAAGUUUUUGUCGGACUUAAUGACUUGGACAGCACCGAAAAUUUGGGUAUUCGGAUUUUUCGAGAUACUAUCGUUUACCAUGAAGGCGUCCGUGAAAGAGUGCGAUUGGGUAUGUUGGAUAACCAACGACGAGUCGCGGUCGAUACCGUUGCUCUGCGCAGUGUCUACGAAAUGCUGAUCGAUCUCGGCAAAGGAACUGUUGACGUUUACCAGGAAAUUUGCGAACACCCUUUUUUAGCGCAUUAUGCCCACCUUUUGGGCAAAGUUAAACACUACUUGAUGCAAAGCCAAAUCACGGACAUUCUGCAGUCACCCGAUCAGGUUUCACUCACCAACGUCCAGACUGCGUCACAGGAGAUUGUCCUAUUCGGCAGUACGUGCCGCUAUAGCUACAACAACAGCGGUUAUCGGGGAGCGGGUACAUUUGGCGCAGUGUUUGCAGCAACUGCAACCAUCGGCGCAUCAGAAACACGUGUCGCUGUGAAAGUCAUGCCGAUGCAUAACGAUGCAGACCUGGUUAAUAACACUGAAAAGUGGAAUACCUGGUGCCGACGGCUCCAAACAGUCUUGGAACUUGUCCACCCCCAUGUUAUAAAAUACCACGCGGUCAACGUAAUCACGGCUAGCUGUGGUGCACGCAUUGAAAUUGUGAUGGAUUACUGUGCUGGGGAUCUUUCACUUUUAUUAUCGCGGCAUUAUCUUGCUGUGAGGAAGGAUAUGCUGUUGGACAAUCCAACAGCCGUGCGUUAUGCAACGGAAAUCGCUGACGGAUUGAACUUUCUGCAUUUCAAUAAACUCAUACAUGGAGAUUUGAAGCCUGCAAACAUCCUGGUACGGUCCAGCGGGAGAAAAUGCGAGAUGCUGAUUGGUGAUCUGGAUGACAGUGUGCAAUUACGACGCUUCAUGACUUUUUCUGACGAACUGUCUCAUGUUCGCGGUACUGUCCGCUACAUGGCUCCGGAGAUUCUUAAGAAAUUUAUCGCACAAAAAGCAAGCGAAUCCCCGGGACGCAAGUCUGACAUUUGGAGCUACGGCUGCGUGAUACUGGAUUUGGCAAAUUGUGUUGCGAAGGUAGAGAAGAAGAGGCUAUACAAAGAGUCUCAAAUAAUCGAAGCCGGAAAAGAAGUAUCAGACUUUCAGUUUAUUCAGCUGAUUGUCGAAGACGGCUUUGUUCCGUACCUUGAUGGUUCUAUUCCGGAAACUCUGCAUGAAUGCAUUCGGCGCUGCUUAGUCAGCGUAAAAGAUGCUAGAAGUUCAGCUGCCGAAAUACUGGAAUUCUUGAAGGAUGCAGAGCGUGCUGUGCAGCCGUCCUGUGGCCAGAUUUUGUAAAAAACAGUAAACGUCGCUUGAAGUUUGGCAUUGAGAUAUUAACCCAUGAUGGCAGAGAAUAUGAUAGGUUCUUCAUAAAGAGAAACCUUGGCUAUGGCUAUGGUCAAUAUUCAGUUAGGCAUUUUCCAUAUUAUCCGGCUUGAGCUUGUCAUCCUAGAAA
Paramacrobiotus metropolitanus is the source of this 2290-nucleotide messenger RNA. Its product is annotated as mitogen-activated protein kinase kinase kinase 3-like. The transcript is spliced from 6 exons. Lineage: Eukaryota; Metazoa; Tardigrada; Eutardigrada; Parachela; Macrobiotidae. Gene Ontology annotation, biological process: ubiquitin-dependent protein catabolic process; protein phosphorylation. Gene Ontology annotation, cellular component: cytoplasm. The record is from RefSeq and is a predicted model, not a curated record. Gene Ontology annotation, molecular function: ATP binding; protein serine/threonine kinase activity; ubiquitin protein ligase binding. The coding region runs from base 556 to 2130 and encodes 524 amino acids.